CAUGUUCGUAUAAUCAUUUGUAAUCUAAAUUCACCAAUUUACAUGAACCUAACUAAAAUAUCGAUUUUUAUCCUCCUGCUGACUCUGCUGAGCUCUGGCUUUGCCACGAAGACAGUUAAUUUGGUCACAUCAGGGACGCAGACGCUUAAUUUGAUUUAUCAAGAACCCCAAUCUGGAGAGGAAUUAAGAGUACAAGUGCAGACUAACCUUGACUCGGUCUUAGGGAAUGACAAAGUGUCCACAGCUAUAUGCGUCAAUACAGGAUCAUCCACUUACACUGUCAGUGACGGUACAACCGUUGAUGCAUUUGCUUUUAUGUUCUCUUGUGCAGUUUCAGGGGGAUGUACCGAUUCUCAGGGAGUUGGUGUCACCUUCUUUGGAAGCACUGCUCAAUACUCAUCAAGCAACUGGAACUGGAAGGUCAACACCAGAGUAGAUAUCUCUCCUGUUAACGUUGGAACAGAAGCUGGAGAUGGAACUACUAUUACAUCCACAUUUAGGCUUCCUUCGAAUUAUGCUAGCUGGUCAAAAGUCCCAAGUCAAGAUGAAACUGUUUAUUUAAAAUGAUUUGGUGUCUUCAACGUAGCCACAGGUUCAGGAACGAUUAACUCGGAUCAAACAGUUACAUCAUGGGGAACUCAAUCAACCACUGUAACAGUCACUGCUUCUGAUCUAGAUGGCUCAAGUGACGGAUCUAGUGAUGGAACUUCUGGGGCUAUUGGUCAGUUUUCUCUUAUAAGCUGGGCAAGUUUAAUGGCUACCCUAGUAGUUUCUACUCUCUUAUUUUAACUUUUCGUUCUAAUUGAAUUUAUUCAAUUCCCUAUUAAGUG
This is a messenger RNA of Moneuplotes crassus, 830 nucleotides long. The record is from the annotation of a GenBank genome assembly. NCBI's taxonomy places the organism in Eukaryota, Ciliophora, Spirotrichea, Euplotida, Euplotidae.